GAGAUAUGAUUCCUGCAGAUGCACCACCACCAACAAAUAUUGGCCGAACAAACACGUACGGAGGAGAUUUAAUUUCAGGGCCAGUGAUACCGCGAAGAGAGCGCCGCCAAUCAAGUAGCAUGUUCAACAUUUCACAAAACAGAGAGCUGCAAAGACUUCCAGCUAUCAAAGAUGCGGAUCCGAGCGAGAGAGAAACACUGUUCAUUCAAAAACUUCGACAAUGCUGCGUUGUUUUUGACUUUGCCAAUGAUGCUCUCAGCGAUUUAAAAUUCAAAGAAGUCAAACGGGCAGCUCUAAAUGAACUCGUCGACCACGUUUCCGGAGCUCCAAAAGGAUCGCUAUCUGAUGCUGUCUAUCCAGAAGCUAUCGGCAUGUUCUCCACUAAUCUUUUCCGUCCUUUGAGCCCACCGACCAAUCCAAUUGGUGCUGAAUUUGACCCCGAUGAAGACGAACCAACAUUAGAAGCUGCCUGGCCACAUCUGCAGCUCGUCUACGAGUUUUUCCUGAGAUUCCUGGAGUGCCCCGAUUUUCAAUCUCAAGUUGCAAAACGUUACAUUGAUCAAAAUUUCAUUCUUCGUCUUCUCAUGAUUAUGGACAGUGAAGAUCCACGUGAACGUGACUUUCUGAAGACAACUUUACAUCGAAUUUAUGGAAAGUUCCUCGGACAUCGUGCUUACAUUCGGAAGCAAAUCAACAACAUUUUCUACUCGUUCAUCUACGAAACUGAGAGGCACAACGGGAUUGCUGAAUUACUCGAGAUUCUAGGUAGCAUUAUCAAUGGAUUCGCUCUUCCCUUGAAAGAGGAACACAAAACUUUCUUGCUCCGAGUUCUUCUUCCGCUACACAAGGUCAAAUCAUUAUCUGUAUAUCAUCCUCAACUCGCGUACUGUGUCGUACAGUUCAUUGAAAAAGACUCAUCACUGACAGAGCCUGUAAUCAGUGGGAUGCUACGCUUCUGGCCAAAACAACAUAGUCCCAAGGAAGUGAUGUUCCUGAAUGAAUUGGAAGAAGUCCUCGAUGUGAUAGAGCCGAAUGAGUUCCAAAAAAUCAUGACUCCAUUGUUCUCACAAAUUGCUCGCUGUGUCAGCAGUCCACACUUCCAAGUUGCCGAACGAGCUCUCUACUAUUGGAAUAAUGAAUAUGUGAUGUCAUUAGUAGCGGACAAUGCUCGUGUGAUAAUUCCAAUAAUGUUCCCUGUUCUUUUCAAAAACAGCAAGUCACAUUGGAAUAAAACGAUUCAUGGACUUAUCUACAACGCCCUCAAGAUGUUCAUGGAAAUGAAUCAAAAACUGUUUGACGAGUGUUCCCAAGCUUAUCAGAAAGAUCGAGUUCAAGAAAAGACAUUGAAUGAAGAAAAAGAACGCAUCUGGAACAAUAUUGAGAAACAGGCAAUGGGAAACCCGCAAUAUGUUGAAGUUAAAGCACUAUUUGCUCGAUUUAAUCCAGAUGAAAUCAUCAGCUCGCGUCAGCAGAAUGGAGUUGACGAGAAUAUGAAGACUUCAACUGUGCUUAGCAAGGAUGAAAUUCUGAAAAAUGCUGUAGGAGUGAGCUCGAUGAAAAACGAUAUGGAUUUCGGACCCAACCACAAACAAUCCGAUUUCCCUCCAGAUGAGCAAACGACGAGAGCUUUAGGCGAGUACAAGCGUCACGAUCCAUUUUUGAAGAAAGUGACUAGCACCGACGAACAGUGAUGCAGAAGACUUCAACGGGUGCCAAUUUCUCCAUGUUGUGCCGGGUUUAUUAUACGAUGAUUCGACUUCCUUACCCAGUUUCCGUUCCUUUCUUAAAAUAUUGACCAUUCCAUGACCCUUAUCACCGUUUUAUUGCUCUCCAAAAUUGCCCUUAAUCACAUCUAUGUUUGCGUACCUGUAAAUAUUUCGAAACUUAUUUCAGUUUUAUCAAUAUGCACCAUAAAUUCCAUCUCUCCUCACCAUCAUCGCAAAUCCAAAUGCGACUUUUCAUUGUGUAAUAAUUUCCCCCAUUUUGGUAGUGAUUUGGAUUUAGAUGUUAUAAAUGAAUCGAGAAGCCAUGUGAAAUACAUUAAAAUCUGC
Molecule: messenger RNA, 2051 nt
Organism: Caenorhabditis elegans
Lineage: Eukaryota; Metazoa; Nematoda; Chromadorea; Rhabditida; Rhabditidae
Gene: pptr-2
Product: Serine/threonine protein phosphatase 2A regulatory subunit
Exons: 5
Coding region: 6-1691 (561 amino acids)
Biological process (GO): signal transduction; regulation of mitotic cell cycle phase transition; nuclear chromosome segregation
Cellular component (GO): protein phosphatase type 2A complex; microtubule organizing center; catalytic complex
Molecular function (GO): enzyme regulator activity; protein phosphatase regulator activity
Source: RefSeq, marked reviewed